GUCUGGAAUGCCUUGAAGAGAACUGUAAGGGAUGGUUUUGCUUUCUAACUCUGCAAGGAGAUACCUGAGUGAUUCCAAAGCUGUCAGCCCUUUUGUGGCACAGAAUUACAGUGCUGCUGUGUGUUUUUAUUAACAAAUCACAAUCUCAAUAAAGUAAUGCUGCUGACAAGGUGAUUUGUGCCAGGAUUCAUGUACUAUUUUUAGUGACUUUAUAAGCUGAAAUCAACAUGUUGAAAUCUCCAGAAUUUUGUUGUUUUUUUUUUAAAGAGCUCAUUAGUAGAUGUGUUUUUCUUCUCAAAUGAAGCAUGUCAGGCAUUGCUUUCAAAAUAGUUUCUGUGUUUUUGUGCAUAGAAACGAGCUAUUACAUUUUUAAACAAAUUCUGAAGUACAAACAAGACAUCGAUUUGUGAGCUUGAUUAAAGCAGCUGCUGACAUUUUGCUCUACUGGACUAAAACGGGUACCACAGCAUGGAAAAAAUUCCCUGUUGUGUUGAAAUAGCUCGACCAGCCUUGUGAAUAUAUAUAAAUCUGACAAAUAAGCCUGCUGGGGAAAAAGGUAAUAAAACCUGAAGUUUAACCUACUGCAAUUGUUUCUGCCUUCAAAGCUAUUUUUCUGUAGGAGCAGAUUGUUUAUAUAGCAUUUGGUUAAAAAUGCAGCUCUGUUUAGUAAGUUGGGUUCUGCACAGAAUAAGCAGAGAAAAUUGGAUUGUUUUUGAAACAUUUUUGCUCUGACAGAGAUUUGUUCUAGUGCUUGGCAUCAGAUGUGACCCAAGCUAUUGGGAGAGUUAUCAGCAAAAGGUUCGUGUUCCCUCCUACAAGAUGACAGAGGCUUAUGGCUUCAAAUCCUCCCAUGUUCAGGACUAUUUGCUUAAAGCAAUGAUGGCCCCAUGUGGUUUUGGGGCUUUGCUUGUCUACGCAGGUUGCCUUGGCUUCUUUCCAGAGCCGCAGUCAUGUUCUCACUUAGCCUUAAUGCGUGGGAAUAGAUGUGAUCUUUCCCAUUCCUUAUCUCUUAGCAUCACCAUUGUGUAAUUCCUGGAGGAGGCAGCACAUGAUUGCCUACUCGCAGCUGAUAAAUUCAGCCCUUAAUUCUGGGCUUAUGUCAGUGGUUCCUUGGCUGAAGGCUUCUGUUGAUUUCUGUUAGUAAGAGCACACUCAGCAGUAAUCUGUGAUAGAGCUGGAGUUGGGGUGCAGGAGUUUGCAGUUCUCACUCCAAGCCAUAGCACCACAAAAUACAGUUCACUAUUAAGUCCUCUAAAGAUAGGAGUUCUGAUGUGCAUGUCCACACAUCCCCCCCUUCCCUGCCAUGUCUUUUAGUUUCGUGUCAUUCCAAGAUCUUGGGAGUUUUUUCCUGGCAAAAUAGUGUGAAAGCUGUUUCAAAAUGAACACUUUCCAUUUAAUAAGAUAAAUGGCCAAAGGAUGCUGUGCUUCAGUAGUUAGGCUCCUUAUCCCAUCAGUGUGUCUGCUGAGACAGACUAACCACUUAAGCUACUAUAAUCUUGAUGUUGUCAAAGUCAGAUGCUCGUCAGAUGCAUGGAUUUAAAGAUUUAAGAAGUGGAUAAGGAGGUGGUAUAAAAGCAACUGUUCUCCCUGCAAUGUGAGAGAAGCUACUUGAUUUCAUCUAACGGUAAGGAUACCUUGAUAUUAUUGAUAAGACUUGCAGUGCUGGUGCAUGGUGUACGUGCAGGCUUACUUCAGUCUCACAAGCUUGCUGUGGUUUAUUUGCACUUUUCUAAUGAUGUCUGCAUUAAAAUGUUUUAAGUUGAGCGAGAAAGGAUGAAGUUGAAGGAAGAGGAAUGUUUGAAAUCUCAGAUGCAAAAUGAGUGUGUUUGAGUAUUGAUUCUUAAAAACAAAAGCCACGUGUAUUCAGAUUCAGUCCUAAGAUUCAGAUUUGAGUAUAGCCAGGUAUUUCUUACUGCUCUCUGGGUGGAUGCUGUGAGAAACAAUGAAACCUUUGCUGAAAUCUGAGAAGGUGACAUGGACAGGUGCCCUUUGGUCAGCCAGGUGGGGAACCUCAUGGUGAAAGGAGAUGGAGUUGUUUAUAAGGAGCUUUUCCCUGGGCUGUAUUUAUGCAGGGCACCCAGGGGUAUCACAGCUUUUGGCAAACAAGCCUGGGUCUCUGGAAACUGUUGUAGGCACUGGACAGCAAAAUAUGCCCUGCUUUGUGACUGCAGCUGGCACUGAUGGGUGUGCACAGCUGCUGGGAGGUGAAUUCCUGCAGGAAGGGGCUGUGCAUUGCAGGCGGGGGCUGCAUGGGGAUGUUAUCAAGAUGGAGAAAAUGGGGACAAGGCAGCUCUGCUGACGUUGUCGUGCGUUUUCUUUGUUGGCACUCACGUGGAUUGUAAGCACUCUUAGCCAAGCAGCAGAUGGCCCAUGGCACGUUGCACGGUGUGUGGCAGCGGCUGUAUGUGUGUGGGGCAAAGCUGGUCCAGGGCUGCAGCAUGGAUUAAGGGAUCCUGGGUCAGUCUGGGGUGGGUGCUGCUGAGCCCUGCUGCGUGUCACUCUUAAUUUGCAGGCUAGAGGCGGUUUGUUGCAUUCCUUUCCUAAGGUGAGGAGCUGCCUUUCUCAAAUGUUUUCCGUUGUAGACCUUUAUUUUCAUGCUACGUUAAUAGGCCGUAUACAUUCUGCUGCUUAUUUUUGCUUUGUGGAGUGUUUAUCUAUUGCCAUAGAAGCCAUGCUUUUCUCAGAGGGGAAAAAAAAGGUAAAAGCACUUUUGUGUAUACAGAUGUCCCAUAAACUACAUAUUGCACAGUGAGCGUGGCUGGCGAGCGCUGCCUUGGGACAAGCAGGCACCAGUUGCAGAUUCCAGAAGUCAGAGGAAGACUUGCCAUCAGACUUUGCCAGUCAACAAAGGAAACUAUUCUGCAUGUUGUCAUCACUGGGAUGCUGGGGACUCGGGACUUAAUGCAGCAAGUUGUGGCUUAUUUUUCAUUAAACUGAGUCAUUAGGACAGAACUCAUGGCUACGUGAUGGCAGUAAUAUUUUCCAUUCUGUUCAUUGGAAUUCUUUCUCUCCCUGCUAUUCCUAUUCUAAAAAACAUCACUGCUCAAAAUGAGCUGGUUCUUAAAAGCUCAUCUUUUUCAAAUGGUUCAUUCAACAUCCCUCAAACACUGCACUGUGCACCACUGUGAACCUCAGCAAAAAAAAUACCCUAGUAGAGAAUAGGAAUAAAACUCAGGUGGUUCUGUAACUCUGCUUUUAGUUGGGGGAAAUGGGAGCGUGGCAGAGGGUGGGCCUGCUGAAUGGGAGCAAGGGGAGGAAAGCAAUGUGGGGUUAUGCACAGAGGUGUCAGCAGGGGUGGAACUGGAGGAAGAAAGUGCUGAAGAUCCCUGCUGAAUGUCAUAAUCUUGGUUGGGCUGUGUUGACUGAAGCUCUGAAUGGCAGUGAUUAGUUCUUACAAAUUUUCCUGCUUUCUAGUAAUUAACACUUUACAAAUCUGGACGUUGCACAUAGCAGAACUUACCUCUCUCCAAAAGAAGUCAUAAAAUAGCUCAUUUUUCUCUCCUUCCACCCAAAUUUGCUGCGGUUACAGCACUGCUCCCGUGCAGCUGCCAGUCUUUCCUGUUAUAUUUUUGUUUUCAUCCCUUCUUUAGGCAGUGAGCAAUCAGGCAGGGACAAUGAGCUACCUGGAUGGAGUGCCCUUCCGGACAGCCGUGAGCCUCGAGGGAAACUCUGCAGGAGAAAGCACCUUCAUCAAGGCACCAGCCAUAGACCUUCCUGACUGCACCGACAUCCUCAUGAGCACCAUGCACGACUUCUCGCUGGAGCGAAAGGUGCAGUACUGGCUGGAGGCCGCUUCUCAGCACCAAACCUCCUGGCAGCAGCUCCACACCGACGCCAUCCCCACGGCCCCACCAUGCUGGCUGCUGCUGGUGGACCCCACUGAGGGCAAGGAGACAACAGCGAGCAGAGCGAAGGAGGGCACAGUGCGGCGCAGCAUCAGCCUCAGCACUGAGCAGGGCCGGGGAAGAGCCUCUGACACAGAGAGUGAGGCUGGAUGCUCAGAGGACGAUGAGUGCUGGGAGGAUGAUGAGUAUUCCUCCACCUCUUGGGAGGAAAAUGACAGGGAGGAGAACAUUCUCCGGAGGAGAAAUCAGCAUGGCUUGCAGCAGAUCCGACCAAAGACGUCGCCUGGCUUGCUGGAGCCACCUUCAGAGAAUGGCUACAAGGCCGCAAGCCCAGAUCCAGGCAAGCAAAGGAGGUCCAUGGUUUUGUUCAACAACAUGAAGAACGAGCUGGAAGCAGCCAGGAGGAAGCUGGCUGCGUUGGUGCAUCCUUUAAACAGAGCCACGGCCGAAAGCAAAGGGGCUCCCACACCACCAGUGCUCCCCCAGCACUGCCGAAGCAACAGGAGCCUCAAGUUCGGACCGGCAGCAGAGGUGUCUCACAUGGGAAACCUGGUGCCAGCUCCCCCCAUGGCACCCAAUGCCUCCAUGCCACCCAUCCGCAAGCACAAGCCUACAGUCCCGUCCCUCAGCCCCUACUCCUGCCUGCCCCCAGCACAGCCGCUGGCAUCCCGCAAAGCCAAGCCAGAUUCAGCAGCUGACCUGCUGUCAGCACUGAGCCAGGAGGAGCGCGACCUCAUCGAGCCUGUCAUUGCCUUGGGCUACCCGGCCCGCAAAGCCAUCCUCACUCUUCAGAAGACUGGGAGGCAAAGCCUGGGGCAGUUUCUGGGCUACCUCCGCGCCUGUGACCGGCUGCUGAAGCAGGGCUAUGAGGAGGGGCAGGUGGAAGAGGCCAUGGAAAUGUUCCAGUACUCGGAGAAAAAGGCAGCUGAAUUCCUGCACUUGUUAGCUCAGUUCAAUGACAUGGGUUUCCAGCAAAAUGAAAUCAAAGAAGUCCUCCUGCUCUGUGGGAACCAGAGGGACAAGGCACUGGAAGAGCUCAUGAUGAAGAGGCAGUGAAUGUGCCCUACAAAGCAGGAUGCAUCCUGCUGCCCAUCCCUUUCUUGGCCACAUUUACAAAUACAGCCACAUGCAGAUUCUUACACCGUGAUAUAAAUCAUCUGAACUGAUUGUUUUUACAAAAGCUGAGUGCUUUUUGCAGGAACAUUGGUUCUUCCUUUCUUGGGAAGAUUCUCAGCAGACUUUAUGACGUUUGAAUGUAGUGACGGGAAAUCUAGAUGUUAGCGUCUCCUUGUGAACUAGAAACUUGAGAAAAAUGCACAGCUCAGUGAAAGGCACAGGGAGAACACGGGCUGAGGUUGCUCUAGAUAGCUAAUGUGUGACUUUUGAUCCAGGACAGUGCAAAAUGAGCUUUACGCUCAGGAACUGUCAUGAAAUCUGAACAGAGAGAUGGAUGACUGGCUCGCCUCUGCCUUUUAUUAAGCAAAUUCAAAGGGUGCUUCUCUAAAUGGCAAAUACAGUGGCUCAAAACCAGGUUUAGCACAAACACUGUGAUCAGGAGAAUCUGGGUGCCUGGGGGAGUUCCUGUGUAUGGACAACAGGAGAUUCAGAUUGCCUUAUGGGACAUUGCUCUUGUUUUGGCUGUGGAGCAAUGGAUGAUGUUCUCACAUAGAAAUACAUUAUUUCCCUGUCAGUUAACUACAGAUGUAGUUUAUCAGAGUAAAGAUGCUCGGAGGGGUUCUUAUAAAAAGUAUUAAUGUCUUUUCCAAUGAAAAUGCCAACUGGCGCAACCUAGCAGAGACAACUCCUAAUGAGUCCCAAAGUAUUUACCAUUUUCCAUGGUGUCCUUCCAAGCGGUCUCCUUGCAGUUCAGCUGAGUUAAUGCAGCAAAAUUAAUUAACUCCUGCUCCACAUCUCUCUGAUCAGCUCCCAAACACAGGCAUUCGGGUGUAGCUCUCUAUGGCUGCCUCCAUCCUUGCCAAGUGCCAGAGUGACAGUGACAAUGUGCAUCCAGAUUUUGGCCUGGAAUUGACCUUUCCGUACCCGCGAGUGGGUGUUUUACACAGGUGCUGUGAUCAACAUCUCCUUUGGAUGGCGAAGGGAGAUAUUCUGCUAGUAAAAAGGGCAGGGAAACUGCAGUCAGUGGGGCAUGGAGUGGCAGGGCAGAUCCAGAUCCAUCCAUCCAUGCUGUGCCAACGUGGGGAGUGGCUUUGUCCUGACCUCCUUGCACCAAAUCAGCCAACAUGGGGCAGUCAUCCUUCUCCAAAGCACAAUGCUUUUGGAACCCAUCUGCACAGCAAGCUCCCAGGCUCUUCUUGGAGCACCCAUUUCUGCUUUUCCUGCAGAGCUCUUGCUUGGUUAUACAAGUUUUUAUUUUUGAUAUGGUCCUUAUAAGGCAAGUCUGUUCUACAGGAGGCUUUUUGUUACGUUAAGCCUUGCCAAGAUGAUGUCACCUUCAGCAGAAACUUGCAAAAGGUUGAGCUAUGAUUAGAUUGACUGCACUGGGUCUAACUGUGGUCUUUUGGCAGAGUGGACACCAUUAAGAUUGGAAGGGGCAGAUAAUGGUGGUGUUCUCAUGCCAGCAGUGCAAGUGCUAAAUACUGGUGCAAUGAAUUUGCAGCACCGUGCCCACUCACUGUGCAAAGGCUGAACAGUUUCUCAUGCUGGCUCAUAUUUUUUCCCCCGCUUGCAGAGGUACGAACAGCAUCUUUCUGCUUCCCUCUAUGUUACAGUCUGUACCACGAUCUGAUGACACAGAUGCAACCACAUUGCUCCUCUCUUGGAACAUCCAUGCCACACUCAACAGCACCUGCCAAGACUGCCAAGAAGAAGUCAAAUCUAUUUUCUUUGCUGUUUGAGCUACAUCGUCUCCUUCUCCUUUCAGAUUGGACAUUAGCAAAAAUUUCUCCAAGAGUGGUCAGGCACCAGAAUGGGCUGCCCAGGGAGGUGGUGGAGUCACCAUCCCUGGGGGUGUUUA
This is a messenger RNA of Phasianus colchicus (ring-necked pheasant), 6819 nucleotides long. RefSeq names its product ubiquitin associated protein 1 like (gene UBAP1L). Gene Ontology annotation, molecular function: ubiquitin binding. NCBI's taxonomy places the organism in Eukaryota, Metazoa, Chordata, Aves, Galliformes, Phasianidae. Gene Ontology annotation, biological process: ubiquitin-dependent protein catabolic process via the multivesicular body sorting pathway. The record is from RefSeq and is a predicted model, not a curated record. Gene Ontology annotation, cellular component: ESCRT I complex.